AUGAUUGGAAAAUAUAAUAUCGUACAUGUUGGACGUGUCAACAUGUUUGUGCGAUUUGAGAAUCCGGAUCCUGUGCUUCAGAAAUUCAUACAAAUGCUUAGUAAGUGUAACAGUCUUGUGACGACUUUCGUCUUAGGCUCUAAAAGCUGACUUACACAAUAUGGAACCAGGAGGAUACCUUUGAUGGGACGAACUAGAUGUCAGUGGAAUGCUCCCCAAGAAUACAGAUUCCUGCCUGAACACCUUUGCUAUGAUCACCUGCACGAAAUGGGCAUGGUUUGGAUGGAAACCCAGGGCUGUACAACAAGGCAAUUUCAAGAAAUCAACAUUAAAAAUCUGGUGCCAUUGACUAAUCUCUUCUACAGAUGGGUUGGUGGAAUAUCGAGCUGGUUUGAAAGUCACGGCCUCAAGAUCCACGAUUUCAGCGGCUGCCAACUCACAACCAUAUGGCAAGACCAUGGACCGCUAUGCAUGUUAUGGGAUUCCAUGA
Messenger RNA from Hymenoscyphus albidus, 490 nucleotides. The record is from the annotation of a GenBank genome assembly. NCBI's taxonomy places the organism in Eukaryota, Fungi, Ascomycota, Leotiomycetes, Helotiales, Helotiaceae.